AGGAUUUAUGAAAAAGACAACCAAUUGAAAACCUAAUACUGUACUUUACUUCAUUGUAGAUCUCGCCCAUACUUAGAGAUUCAACUAGGGUUCUAAGCGAGACCCAGUAACGGUGCCUCAGGGGGUGCCACACAGUGCACUCAAUACUCUCUCUCUCACUCACUCUCUCAAUAUCUCUCUCCUUGCCUCCGCCCCUUAUCCCCAAUGGCAUCGAUCACCUCCCCAGGGCAACUUCUUAUUCCCAAUCUCAGUCCCUCCAUUCGCUCCCGGCGCAACUCCACCGUCUCUCGCGUACCCACCGCCUCAGCCAUCCGCCAACCCACCGGCGCCAUUCGACUACCCACCCUCCCUUCCCAGAACCCUAAACAUGCCGCCACUCGCCUACCCACCGCCUGUUCCCAAAACCCCGAACCUUCUAAAUCUACAUCUCGUAAACCCUCCCAAUCCCUCAAAAAAACCCUAGCCCUGUCCGGGGCCACCGGCGUCCUCUUUCUCUUUGGCACCUCUGUCGCUUACCUGGGUGGCAUUAGAGGUGGUAUUGGCGGUGGCGGAGGACCCGGUGGAGGCGGUGGCGGAGGACCCGGUGGUGGAGGUGGCGGAGACGGCGGUUUCUGGUCGAAAAUAUUCUCUUCUAUCGCGAUUGCUAAGGAAGACGAAUCACAAUCUCAAGAAUGGGACUCACACGGGUUACCUGCCAACAUUGUGGUACAGCUCAACAAGCUCAGUGGUUUCAAGAAAUACAAGGUCUCCGACAUUUUAUUCUUCGAUAGACUCCGGAGAAGCACCGUCGGCACCGAAGAUUCAUUCUUUGAGAUGGUUUCCCUCCGGCCCGGCGGUAUAUACACCAAAGCCCAAUUCCAGAAGGAGCUCGAAACCCUUGCUACCUGUGGAAUGUUUGAAAAGGUCGAUCUUGAAGGGAAGACCAAUCCGGAUGGUACGAUGGGAAUAACCAUAUCAUUCAUGGAGAGUACAUGGCAAUCCGCGGAUAAAUUUAGGUGCAUUAAUGUCGGUCUGAUGCCACAGUCGAAGCCAAUUGAAAUGGACCCGGACAUGACUGAGAAGGAGAAAAUGGAGUACUAUUUGAGUCAAGAGAAGGAUUAUAGGAGGAGAAUCGAUAGGGCAAGGCCAUGUUUGUUGCCAACGACAGUGCACAGAGAGGUGUUGUAUAUGUUGAGAGAGCAAGGGAAAGUGAGCGCCAGGUUGUUGCAGAAGAUUCGUGACCACGUUCAAAAGUGGUACCAAGACGAGGGGUAUGCUUGCGCUCAAGUUGUGAAUUUUGGUAAUUUGAAUACAAAGGAGGUGGUUUGCGAGGUUGUGGAAGGGGAUAUCACGCAGCUGGUGAUUCAGUUUCAGGAUAAGCUUGGAAAUGUAUGCGAGGGUAACACCAAUUUCGCUGUUUUGAGACGAGAAUUACCCAAACAGCUUAGACAAGGGCAUGUUUUUAACAUAGAAGCUGGGAAACAAGCUCUAAGGAACAUAAACACGUUAGCCUUGUUUUCUAAUAUUGAAGUCAAUCCAAGACCUGAUGAGAAAAAUGAGGGAGGGAUUAUUGUUGAGAUUAAGCUUAAAGAAUUAGAACAAAAGUCUGCUGAAGUCAGUACAGAGUGGAGUAUUGUCCCCGGACGCGGAGGUCGCCCUACACUGGCUUCAAUCCAGCCUGGUGGAACAGUUUCCUUUGAGCACCGAAAUCUCAAAGGGCUAAAUAGGUCCAUUCUUGGUUCAGUGACAACUAGCAACUUCCUCAACCCUCAGGAUGAUCUUGCUUUUAAGCUUGAGUAUGUGCAUCCAUAUUUAGAUGGUGUGACUAAUCCUCGCAACCGUAGUUUCCGCGCAAGCUGCUUUAACAGCAGGAAACUUAGCCCAGUGUUCACCGGUGGGCCAGGAGUGGACGAAGUCCCCCCUAUAUGGGUUGAUCGAGCUGGUGUCAAAGCUAAUAUUACAGAGAAUUUCACGCGUCAGAGCAAAUUCACUUACGGACUUGUGAUGGAAGAGAUAACAACCCGCGAUGAAAGCAGUCAUAUUUCUGCAAAUGGUCAAAGGGUGUUGCCAAGUGGAGGAAUUAGUGCAGAUGGACCUCCGACAACACUUAGUGGCACUGGAAUUGACCGAAUGGCAUUUGCACAGGCAAAUAUUACGCGUGAUAACACCAAGUUUGUAAAUGGAGCAAUAGUUGGUGAGAGGAAUGUGUUCCAGCUUGACCAAGGUCUUGGCAUCGGCAGUAAGUUUCCAUUCUUUAAUCGCCACCAGCUUACAUUGACACGAUUCAUCCAGCUAAAAGAAGUGGAGGAAGGUGCUGGUAAACCACCACCACCCGUGCUAGUCCUACAUGGCCAUUAUGGUGGUUGUGUGGGAGACCUUCCAAGUUAUGAUGCUUUUACACUUGGGGGGCCUUAUUCAGUGAGGGGUUACAAUAUGGGUGAGAUAGGUGCAGCCAGAAAUAUCCUGGAGCUUGCUGCUGAGAUGCGGGUACCCGUGAAGAACACACAUGUCUAUGCAUUUGCAGAGCAUGGUAAUGACCUUGGAAGUUCAAAGGAUGUGAAGGGAAACCCAACAGAGGUUUACAGGCGAAUGGGUCACGGUUCCUCAUAUGGUGUUGGGGUCAAGUUAGGCCUAGUACGAGCUGAGUAUGCCGUUGAUCACAACUCUGGCACUGGUACGGUGUUCUUCAGAUAUGGAGAGAGAUUUUGAGACGUGUUUCAUGGUUUUGCUGGUACAUUAACAUCGGUUUGUGUGACAUAAAGGAUUAUCAGAGCUAUUCUAGAUGUUGCGAGUUUUGAGUUAUCUAGAACGAUUAAGGUUUUUUAUAAGUUUCGUACUUUCCGCGGCUUAUCUUCAUUCUCAUGUAGUAUGGAAAUAUUUUAUUGUUGGAUAAUAAUCAAAUGUGGUAAAUACUUUUAUCUAUUUUUAUUUUAUUUUUGUGGUUUGAAACAGAGGACUCACAUUUUAAAUUUAUUUGAAAUGUUAUAUUUUAAACAGUA
Cornus florida is the source of this 2978-nucleotide messenger RNA. RefSeq names its product protein TOC75-3, chloroplastic-like. The record is from RefSeq and is a predicted model, not a curated record. The transcript is spliced from 7 exons. Bases 205 to 2688 code for a protein of 827 amino acids. Lineage: Eukaryota; Viridiplantae; Streptophyta; Magnoliopsida; Cornales; Cornaceae. Gene Ontology annotation, molecular function: protein-transporting ATPase activity. Gene Ontology annotation, cellular component: chloroplast outer membrane. Gene Ontology annotation, biological process: chloroplast organization; protein import into chloroplast stroma.